This is a messenger RNA of Acomys russatus (golden spiny mouse), 1570 nucleotides long. RefSeq names its product pyruvate dehydrogenase kinase 4 (gene Pdk4). Bases 69 to 1316 code for a protein of 415 amino acids. The transcript has 11 exons. Gene Ontology annotation, biological process: protein phosphorylation; regulation of glucose metabolic process. NCBI's taxonomy places the organism in Eukaryota, Metazoa, Chordata, Mammalia, Rodentia, Muridae. The record is from RefSeq and is a predicted model, not a curated record. Gene Ontology annotation, cellular component: mitochondrion. Gene Ontology annotation, molecular function: pyruvate dehydrogenase (acetyl-transferring) kinase activity.
ACUCACAGCGCGCUCCUGCCCCGCAGCCCCUCGCCACCUCCACAGAUCCAGCUUAGGUGGGCGUCAGGAUGAAGGCGGCCCGCUUCGUGAUGCGCAGCGCCAGCUCCCUGAGCAGUGCCGGCCUGGUCCCCAGGGAGGUCCCCAGGGAGGUCGAGCUGUUCUCGCGCUACAGCCCGUCCCCGCUGUCCAUGAAGCAGCUGCUGGACUUCGGUUCAGAAAACGCCUGUGAAAGGACUUCUUUUUCUUUCCUGCGGCAAGAAUUGCCCGUGAGACUAGCUAAUAUCCUGAAAGAGAUUGACAUCCUCCCUGACCGAUUAGUGAACACCUCCUCGGUGCAGCUGGUGAAGAGCUGGUACAUUCAGAGCUUGAUGGACCUGGUGGAGUUUCAUGAGAAAAGUCCAGAAGACCAGAAAGCUCUAUCCGACUUUGUAGACACGCUCAUCAAAGUUCGCAACAGGCACCAUAAUGUGGUCCCUACGAUGGCUCAAGGGAUCCUCGAAUAUAAAGACAGUUGCACAGUUGAUCCCGUUACCAAUCAAAAUCUUCAGUAUUUUUUGGACCGGUUUUAUAUGAAUCGCAUCUCUACUCGGAUGCUGAUGAACCAGCACAUCCUUAUAUUCAGUGACUCAAAGACAGGCAACCCGAGCCACAUCGGAAGCAUCGACCCAAGCUGUGAUGUGGUAGCUGUGGUCCAAGAUGCCUUUGAGUGUGCAAAGAUGCUCUGUGAUCAGUAUUAUCUAACGUCACCAGAACUGAAGCUCACACAAGUAAAUGGAAAGUUUCCAGGGCAGCCAAUCCACAUCGUGUAUGUCCCUUCCCACCUCCAUCAUAUGCUCUUUGAACUCUUCAAGAAUGCCAUGAGGGCCACGGUUGAGCAUCAAGAAAAUCGCCCUUCCCUGACACCAGUCGAAGCAACUGUCGUCUUGGGAAAAGAAGAUCUUACAAUCAAGAUUUCUGACCGAGGAGGUGGUGUUCCUCUGAGGAUUACUGACCGCCUCUUUAGUUAUACAUAUUCCACUGCUCCAACGCCUGUCAUGGACAAUUCCCGGAAUGCCCCUUUGGCUGGCUUUGGUUAUGGCUUGCCAAUUUCUCGUCUCUAUGCCAAGUAUUUUCAAGGAGAUCUAAAUCUCUACUCUAUGUCAGGCUAUGGGACAGACGCCAUCAUCUACUUAAAGGCUUUAUCUUCUGAGUCUGUAGAAAAGCUCCCUGUCUUUAACAAGUCAGCCUUCAAGCAUUAUCAGAUGAGUUCUGAGGCCGAUGACUGGUGUAUGCCAAGCAGGGAACCAAAGAACCUGGCAAAGGAGGCGGCAGUGUGAAGAGGACCACGUGGGGCACUUUAUGGGAUCAAAGUGGGUCUACGGCAGCGCUGCUCAAGAAUGUGUGUGGAUGCUUGUUUCCGCAAAACAAAAUAAAACCAAGCAAGCAAAAAAACAAACACUAGGACAGACAUUGCUCCAGUGAGGGAUGGAGCUUCGUUGUGUGACCCGGGAGAAGCCAAGGGCAGAAUUCCAGUAGAUAACAGGUGGCCUGCUCCUCAUUUGGCAAUGCAGAAUGACUCAAGAUGAUUCCA